AUGACCGCUUUCUGGGAUGGAUUCACGCCCUUGAAGCUGACUUUUGAGCCGACUCUAAAGGAAGCUGCGGCUCCCUCUGCUGCUGCUCAGGUGCAUGAUGGCUUUCUGGACGGCUACAAGUCUGUGAAGCCGCGGCUCCUUCUGCUGCUCAAAGCUAUUCUCGCAUCUUCUAGCGAAAAGUAUCACAUCAUGGUCACGGGGCACAGCCUGGGAGGUGCUCUCUCCACUCUCUUCACAUACGACCUUGCCCAGUCCGACCUCAAGAAGCAGCACGGAUUCACCCUCUCUCUCUACAACUUCGGCUCUCCUCGUGUGGGCAACCAUGCCUUUGCUGCUCGCUUCAACCAGCUUGUGGGUGACAGCUGGCGCAUCGCCAAUGACCAUGAUAUAGUGCCGCGUGUCCCCUACGUGUUCUACAAGCACGUGGCCACUGGGGUGGUGCUUCGACCCGACUCGCAGAAGUUGGAAAAGGAUGCCCUCCUUAAGAAACGACUCGAUACCAUCACAACAGUUAGCUUCCUGCAAGCACUCGCAGCCCGCAUACUUCCUCUCGCUGCUCAAGGUGAGCUGUUUGGCGGUGGUGUGUCGGUGGUGGAGUGCUGGGGUGAAGGUGGGUUAAGACACAAAGAGUCUGAAAGCGCCAGCAAGCACUCGCAGCCCGCAUACUUCCUCUCGCUGCUCAAGGUGAGCUGGUUGGCGGUGGUGUGUCGGUGGUGGAGUGCUGGGGUGAAGGUGGGUUAA
Molecule: messenger RNA, 741 nt
Organism: Closterium sp. Naga37s-1
Lineage: Eukaryota; Viridiplantae; Streptophyta; Zygnematophyceae; Desmidiales; Closteriaceae
Source: the annotation of a GenBank genome assembly